AUGGGCCAACAGGGACAGGUGGUGAAGAUCAGUCCGAAGAAUGGCAACUCCACUUAUGAAGUUCAGUCAAACAAUUGGGCUGGUGCUGUUAUCACGGCCGCUGCCGGGACUUACCAGGCCGUUACUGGUACAUUCACAGUCCCCAAGCCCUCAGGCUCGGGCUCCGCCGCCAUCUGGGUCGGCAUCGACGGCGCUGGCCCCGACUGCAAGGUCAUACUCCAGACUGGUAUUGUCGCGAACGUCAACAACGGCCAGGUGGCCUACGGUGCCUGGUCCGAGUGGUUCCCCGACCCGUCGAACAGCUUCAGCAACAUCACCUUCGCCACAGGCGACGUCGUCAAGCUGACCGCGACCGCACACUCAAAGACAACGGGCACAGUGACGAUCGAGAACCAGACGAGCGGGCAGAAAGUGUCGCAGGACCUGAGCUCGUCGCAUGCGAUCUGUCAGGAGUACGCGGAGUGGAUAGUCGAGGACUACUCGUCGGGCAAUAGCCAGGUCACGUUUGACAACUUCGGAACUGUCACGUUCACGGACGCACAGGCGACGACGGCCUCCGGCACCGUUGGCGCUGACGGCGCGACGAUCUGGGAUAUCUGGCAGGACAAUGUGCAGCUGACGAAGUCGUCGGUGUCGAACGGCAACGUUGUCAUCAGCCAUACUUGA
This is a messenger RNA of Coniophora puteana RWD-64-598 SS2, 666 nucleotides long. RefSeq lists its product as uncharacterized. The record is from RefSeq and is a predicted model, not a curated record. NCBI's taxonomy places the organism in Eukaryota, Fungi, Basidiomycota, Agaricomycetes, Boletales, Coniophoraceae. Gene Ontology annotation, biological process: proteolysis. The coding region runs from base 1 to 666 and encodes 221 amino acids. Gene Ontology annotation, molecular function: glutamic-type endopeptidase activity. The transcript has 3 exons.